UACAUUUCGGAGUGUUUAUGAAAAGCCUCGGUACUGUACUGUCACCAGGGGGCAUGCAAUAGAAUGCAUUUCGUCCAACAUUUGGAAUAAUGAUCAUUUAGCAACCACCACCACUACCACCACCACCACCACCACCAAAAAAAAAAAAAAAAAAGCCUUCAGUGCGCUUUGGAAUCCGCGCCAGACAGAGGAGCCAUGCAGCCAAACUUUCGGGAACCCUUGGUCAUUUUUUCUGACAUUGCAAGCUCGCCCUUGAGGAUGGCUUAUUGAAUUCUCCGGGUUUUGUUUUGUUUUUUUCCGCUCCUUUCCACCUCUCCCGCCGCCUCUAGGCCUGGCAGAUUUGCUUUCCUUUGGCAACGGAGGAGAGAAUCAAGCAAGCUACCUAGCAGCAAGGAAGCUGCAGCAAGACGCCCUGCCUGCCUGCUUGCCUCCGCUCUGUCUUGCUCUCUCAUACACACACACACACAGCGCUCGCUUGCCUUGGGAGUCCAGUGUUGUUUUGAAGGGAGCUAACAUGGCGACGGUGCCCGUCUAUUGCAUCUGUAGGCUGCCCUACGACGUAACCCGCUUCAUGAUCGAGUGCGACGCCUGCAAGGACUGGUUUCACGGCAGUUGUGUUGGGGUCGAAGAAGAUGAGGCUCCAGAUAUUGAUAUCUACCAUUGUCCAAAUUGUGAGAAAACCCAUGGAAAGUCCACUUUGAAAAAGAAACGAAAUUGGCAUAAACAUGACACUGGUCAAACUACAGAAGUCAAACCUGUUCAGAACGGGAGUCAGGUCUUCAUCAAGGAACUUCGAAGUCGAACAUUCCCCAGUGCUGAAGAUGUGGUAAAAAAACUGACUGGAAGCCAACUAACAGUUGAAUACUUGGAAGAAAAUGGAUUCACAGAGCCUAUCCUUGUUCCAAAGAAGGAUGGUUUGGGCUUAUCUGUACCUGCACCAACAUUUUAUGUUAGUGAUGUUGAAAACUAUGUUGGACCAGAAAGGAGUGUUGAUGUCACUGAUGUCACCAAACAGAAGGACUGCAAGAUGAAGCUAAAAGAAUUUGUUGAUUACUAUUACAGCACUAACAGAAAAAGAGUCCUCAAUGUAAUUAACUUGGAAUUUUCAGAUACAAGAAUGUCCAGUUUUGUAGAGUCUCCUGAUAUAGUGAAAAAACUUUCUUGGGCAGAAAAUUAUUGGCCUGAUGAUGCUCUGCUGGCAAAACCAAAAGUGACCAAAUACUGCCUGAUCUGCGUGAAAGACAGCUACACAGAUUUUCACAUAGACUCUGGUGGAGCCUCUGCCUGGUACCAUGUUCUAAAAGGAGAAAAAAUAUUUUAUCUCAUCAAGCCAACUUCUGCCAACAUUUCCCUCUAUGAACGUUGGCAGUCAGCAGCGAAUCAUAGUGAAAUGUUUUUUGCUGACCAAGUGGAUAAGUGUUACAAGUGCACAGUUAAACAAGGACAAACACUUUUUAUCCCAUCAGGAUGGAUUUAUGCAACUUUAACUCCUGUUGACUGCUUAGCCUUUGCAGGACAUUUUCUACAUAGCCUAAGUGUUGAAAUGCAGAUGAGAGCAUAUGAAGUUGAAAGACGAUUAAAAAUUGUCAGCUUAACCCAGUUUCCCAACUUUGAAACGGCGUGCUGGUACACAGGAAGACACCUGCUAGAGUCAUUUAAAGGAUUGCACAAAGCUGGAAAACAGCCUCCUUCUCAUUUAGUCCAGGGAGCAAAAAUUCUAAAUGGUGCUUUCAGGUCUUGGACUAAAAAGCAGGCUUUAAUGGACCAUGAAGAUGAACUCCCAGAAAAUUUUAAACCAGCACAACUUAUUAAGGACCUUGCCAAAGAAAUAAGAUUAAGUGAAAACGCUUUGAAAGUCAGCAAACCUGAAGUGGGUGCCAAUGUGAAUGUGGAAGAGGUCAGCCCCAUAGAGAAAGAAGAAAUACCAUCACCUGCACCACGGACGCCUCUACCACCUCCUCCACCACCGUCGCCACCAUUGCCACCAUCGCCAGCACCACCAGUUGAAAAAGUCCCUAAGAAAAAGGCCCAAAAAGCAAUGAAAACACCCAAGCCACCCAAACUAGCCAAACCCCCCAAGCCACCCAAACCCCCCAAACCUCCCAAGGUGCCAAAAGUAAAGGGGGAAGGGAAGAAAAAAGGCAAAAAAGCAAAGGAAGCUCCUCCUCCUGCGAUUCCUAACUUAGACCUUCUUGAGGCUCACACAAAAGAGGCCCUAACAAAGAUUGAAACACCAAAGAAGGGAAAGGCUGCCAAGAAUACUUUGAGUACCCCUGAUAAAGAACCUGUUGAUAAGCAAAAUGAGGUGGAAAAGUUUGAAAUUCGUGAGCAAAAUAAGACCAAAACGGAAGCAAAAUGGAAAUAUAAGAAUAGUAAACCUGAUUCAUUACUGAAAAUGGAAGAGGAACACAAACUGGAGAAGACACCAUUAUCAGGAAACAAGGACAAUAAAUUUAUGUUUUCCUUCUCCAACAAGAAACUGCUGGGUUCAAAAGGCGUGAAAACUCAGAUAAAUCCUAGUAUAUUUGGAUCACUGCAAAAUUUCAAAGAAGAUAAAACAAAACCGGUGAAAGAUGAAUACGAGUAUGUCUCAGAUGACGGAGAAUUGAAAAUUGACGAAUUUCCAAUUAGAAGAAAGAAAAACACCACCAAACGAGAUUUGCCCUUUUUAUCAGAUAAAAAAGAAACUGCACAACACACACCAGUUAAGAAGCCAAAGGUGGAAUCAGUAUUGUACAAGAGUGAUGACUCCUCAGAUGAAGACUCACUUCACAUUGACACAGAUGCCAAGCCAGGGCGCAAUUCUAAAAUGAAGAAAGAGACUGCAAGUUCAGCAGGCAUUCUUGAUCUUUUGCAGGCAAGCAAGGAAGUUGGGGGUUUAGAGUACAACACCAACAGUCAGCCACCUGCAUCUCCCAGCACACAGGAAGCAAUCCAAGGAAUGUUGUCAAUGGCAAACCUCCAGUCUUCAGAUUCCUGCCUACAACCUUCAUGGGGCACCAACCAAGCUAAGAAUAACUCUAUGUCUGCCCCAAAUUCCAAAAAAACUGGUGGCAACAACAAAAAUGCAGGCAAGAGGUUACUGAAAAAGAGCGCAAAAAACAAUAUUGACAUUGAAGAUUAUGAUGAGGACCAGGAUCACUUAGAUGCCUGUUUUAAAGAUUCUGAUUAUGUUUAUCCCUCCCUUGAAUCAGAUGAAGAUAAUCCAGUAUUCAAGUCCCGAUCAAAGAAAAGGAAAAGUUCUGAUGAUGCGCCAUAUAGCCCAACAGCAAGAGUAGGCCCAUCGGUCCCUCGCCAAGACAGACCUGUUCGAGAAGGUACAAGAGUUGCUUCUAUUGAAACCGGACUGGCAGCAGCAGCUGCUAAAUUAUCCCAGCAGGAGGAGCAAAAGGGCAAGAAGAAAAAGAACACCAAAAAGAAAUUAUCGCCCAACAACACCAAUAAGCUCCCUCAGGAAAGUAGCUCUCCUGAACCCAAGCUGGAGUCUCACAGCAGCAGUUUAGCAGACCACGAGUAUACAGCUGGCGCAAGCACAUUUGGGGUGGCCCAAGUCAACCGAGGUUCUCAGCCCAUGGCGCCAGGAGUGUUUCUCACACAACGAAGGCCCUCGUCGUCAUCACAGAAUAAUGCCGCCAAAGGGAAACGUACAAAAAAAGGCAUGGCCACAGCCAAGCAAAGGCUUGGGAAGAUUUUGAAAAUUCAUCGGAAUGGGAAACUUCUCCUCUAAAACGUUGCCACAACUGGGACUCUAUCAAAGUUCAGAAUGUCCUGAGCUGACACUAACUCUUCAACUCUUGAAGGAUUUCAGUAGUAUUGUGCAACACCUUAGGGACAAUACCAGUUAACUUUUUGCCACCACUUUAAUAAAUUCUUUUUAACUUUCAGCAGUUAAACAUGUACAGAAAACUGCUAUAAAUAUUUUUUAAUAUAGAUGUCCUUUCUCAAAUUGCUGAGAGUGACUAGUUCGCAAAAAGUAAAUACUCCAAGAACUGAGGAUCAUUCCAGUUUUAGGAAAGUAUCCCUUUAACUUGUUUAUAAGUGAAGAAAAAGCAGUUAACAGUAUGCAUAUUAAUUUCAGUUAUGCUUCAUUUAUCCAACUGUACCAAUUUUAGGUAUCUAUCUGGUUAAGUGGCAGGAGAAUACCAUUUUUUAAAAAUUCUACAUUUGCUCAAAUUGACUUUUAGAGAGGGGAAAGAGAUUUCUGCCAUUGAUGUGUGUGAUAUAAUACAUGCAAGAUAUUAAUAUGCAUAAUGGAAUAUUUAGUUUUCUUUACCUGGCUCAUAAUAAAUAUGUUUUGGUCAAUAGAAGAACUGAAAUUGCAUUUCAGCACUACUAAAGCUUUCCCUAUAACCAGACACCAGACAACCAUGGAUGAAUUAAUUUAUUUUAUGUGCAAUGCAAGGUGACUUCUGGAACAAUCCGGAUCACAGAUCUGAUGCAAUUGCAUUAAUGAUUAGGAUGUAUACACAUAAUGGGUUGAUGCACUUCUUUUAAAAUCAGUGGUAGUUAUUCCAUUAACUUCAGUCAGUGCUUUUAGUUGAUAAUUUCCUAAAACUCCAAUCAUUUUUUUGUUCUAAAAGAUUUAGUUUUAAGCACCUAUAAGCAUACUGUCCAUCCUUUUUGUUUCUACAUUCAUUACCACAAGGCAAUGUGUGAUAGGAGAACCCUUGUCAGGAUUAAGACAGAACAAAGCACCCCAACUUAUCACAAAACACAUCACAAAAACAAAUGUGUACAAUUGGGAGAGUGUUACAAAACUAAUGGACACCUUAGUAGUAAGAUCUGAAAACGAUGGUUGUGUUUGGAUUUUUUUUUCACUCAGUUGUCCUAGCUAAGGCUUGUUUACAUAAUCAUAGAAAGCAGAGGGUGGGGUUGCAUUUUCUUUUUCUUCAACAUGUUGUGAGGUCAGGGUUGCUGUUUUGAAAUUAUACCUGUGGUUUUCCAGAGUAGGGGAUUUCAUAUUUAGGGCUGACUCUUAGGUUAACUUUGUGGCAAAGUUGCCGCUUCUGUGUACCUGGGUUCCCAUGUUGCACUGCUGAUGUUUAAAACCAUGCAGAAGGAGCAGAUGCCAUGGUUCCUUCCCAAGCCACUGCUGCCAGCCCACAGGCCAACACUGCACUUGUCAUAUGAAAUAGUCUCAUCAUCUUCCCGUUUCAGUUAUCAGUCUAGUGCUGUGGGACUUGACCAGGUAGAAAUUGCAAGCAUGCCACAAGGAUAAGGCAACAUGUCAUCCUUACAGCUCAAGUCUGUGCAUGUUUACUCAGAAGUAAGUCCCAUUGAGUUCAAUGGGGCUUACUCUAAGUAAGUGGGUAUAGGAGUGCAAUAUUAGUCAAAUUCCUCAUUGCUUACUUCCUUGGGAUGGAUCCCUUGAAUUACUGUCAUUUCGCAGUGACUGGAACUCCAUGCAACAGUUCAUACCUAAGUUUAUGACUACACUACUUUUUAUGUACUCGCUUAAUAUAAGAUGAAGAAAAACCCUACUAAUUAACCAGUAUCUUGUUUUCCUCACUUUCCAUUCACGGUAGCAUUGAUUAAUCCCUGGAUCAUGUAAACAAAGCAGACACAUAAAUGAGCUAAGAAGUUGUUGUCUUAGGACAACUGAGAACGUAAGCAAAUUGUGCAUUUCCCUUCUGCUCCAUUAACCAACCCCAUUCCAUUUUCCUUCUCUGGGAAAAGCAGCAGGGGUGUGUGUACGUGGGGAGGAGGGGGAGAGAGUUCCAGAGGCAAAGUGCUAAGAAAAUUUAAUAUCUGCACCAAUUCUUGGAGGGUCUUUUAAAAAAAAAAUCUCUGUAAACCCAUUCAGUAACUAAGACAUGAUGGUUGAACAGUUUGGAUGAGCCUUGAUCCCAAGGCAUGCAGUGAGGUGGAAAGGCUGUGCAGUCAUGUCCAUGAUGUAUAUAAGGCUUCUGACAGUCAUAUCAAAGCACUUCCUAUCAGAUACACUUGUCGGAAGGAACGAGGGCUGUGUAUACACAGGUGUCUGAUAAGAUGAAAGCCAUGCUUAUUGACAGUUUAACUGGAUACUUGUCGGUUUUUUGACUCUCUUAGUGUUUAGUGUAGAGUGCAUUAUUUUACAUUAAACUUGCUUUUCUGCAUAUAAACACUUAAGGGGUUAAAUUUUGUUUCUCAGGCAAUCCCAGAUUUUCAUUUAUAGAUACGUUUCCUAAAGCAUAUUUUUUCAUAGAAUGUAGCCUGUAAAUAGCUUUUUAAAUACCUUCUUUUUAUAAGAGCAAAGUAUCUUUAGACAUUUCUUUCUAUAGAAUACUUAAUUAAUCUUUAUACAAUUUUUUUGCUGAGUAUUAUCAACUGUUAUAUUUUAGGUUCUUGACUCUAAGAGAGGAAUUUUGGGUUUUUUGUCCUUGUUUUUAUUUUGUUUUGUUUCCUUUUUUAUUAUUUUGGCAUUGCCUGAAAAACAAGUAAAACUUUGUGCAGCCUUAUACAGAAUCAAAUAAUAGUACACAAAUGAUCUAUUUAAGACAUAUUAUGAAGAAGAAUCUUCAACUUUAUAAUACCAGCUCCUUGUUUCAAUUCUUGUAUUAUGAGGGGAUACAAUUAUUUUAUUAGCACCUUGUGAAGUGUUUCUGUGUUUUGUGAUGAUGUAAUUUAUUAAUGUUUGUAGCUUUUUAUAUUUGUACAUUUCUUAUGAGCUUUGUUUAUAUACACAUUACCUGGAUGUGAUGUCCAUGAGGAAAAAAAAACAGCUACAGAAAACGACUGAGGCCUUAUUAACUAACCUUUCUACAGUUACAGUGGGGAAACGGUCUGAAUUCUCGGAGUCAAAAAUGUUAGUUGAAUAGGGCCCCAGUGUUACGCCGAGCAAGUUUUUUUAAGCUUCCCUAGUAUACUGUUCUCGUCGAGCAUUUAUAUAAUAUAACACAGACAUCAUGCUGUUUUUUAUUAUUAUUGUUAUUAUUAUGAUUACGAUUAUUUUCGCAACAUGUACAUUUCUAACAAAGUUUAUUGUGGCUAUCUAUUACAGUGUUUUAUUUACCGAUUCAUAUCAAAUGCUCUUGUAUCAAGUCCAUGGAA
Rhineura floridana is the source of this 7029-nucleotide messenger RNA. It is a transcript of the gene PHF2, whose product is annotated as PHD finger protein 2. Gene Ontology annotation, biological process: regulation of transcription by RNA polymerase II; protein demethylation. The record is from RefSeq and is a predicted model, not a curated record. NCBI's taxonomy places the organism in Eukaryota, Metazoa, Chordata, Lepidosauria, Squamata, Rhineuridae. Bases 515 to 3727 code for a protein of 1070 amino acids. Gene Ontology annotation, molecular function: histone demethylase activity; transcription coregulator activity. The transcript has 22 exons.